This is a messenger RNA of Tilletiopsis washingtonensis, 1565 nucleotides long. RefSeq names its product phosphoglycerate mutase-like protein. Gene Ontology annotation, cellular component: fungal-type cell wall. Bases 6 to 1490 code for a protein of 494 amino acids. Lineage: Eukaryota; Fungi; Basidiomycota; Exobasidiomycetes; Entylomatales. The record is from RefSeq and is a predicted model, not a curated record. Gene Ontology annotation, molecular function: acid phosphatase activity. The transcript is spliced from 10 exons.
UCACCAUGCGUCUCUGCUCCGCCGCUCUGCUCGCCGCAGCGGCCCUCACGGCCGGCGUGCCCGGCGUUGCGCCGUCGCCGCUGCGCCAGCAGGUGCUGCAGGCGCCGCCGAUGCACGGCGUCAAGUUCAACCCGCUCGAGCACAUGAGCGGCAUCGCGCCCUACCACGAUGCGCCCGGCGCCAACAUCAGCCCGCCGAAGGGCUGCCGCUCGCUCGCCAUGGCGCUGCUCAUCCGGCACAGCAGCAUUGUGGCCAACGACGAUGAGUGGGAGGACUACAUGGAGCCGUUCGUGCAGCGCCUCGAUGCACACCGGGCCGCCGGCGCCGCCCUGCCCGAGAGUGGGCGCCUGGCGUUCCUGCGCGAGUGGCAGAGCCCCAUCAACAAUGACAACCUGGAGCAGCUGACGCAGCCGGGCGCGCACGACGCCACAGUGCAGGGCCGCCGCCUGCGCAAGCUGCACCCGCACCUCUUCCCGCCGAUGGAGCUCGGCCGCCCCGGCGGCAAGGAGGCGCUGGCCGGCAAGGUCAAGACGCCGUUCAAGGUCUGGACGGCCUCGUCAGAGCGCGACAUCGAGACAUCCAAAGCGUGGAUCCGUGGCGCGUUCCCAGAGUGGCAGCGCGGAGACGAUGGCGAGGGCGACGGCAAGUUCCUCACGCUCGUGAAGGUUCCAAACAAGAACCCUGACUGGGGCGCGAGUCUCACGCCGCACAAGGUCUGCAAGGGCUUCAGCAAGGAGCCUGGAAAGCCCGAGGCGCAGCAGUGGCUCGAGACGUUCGGCCCGCGGCCGCUGGCGGCGCUGCGUGACAUGGCGCCCGAGUUCCCCUGGGAGCUCAACGAUGUGAUUGCGCUGGCGAUGCUCUGCGGAUACGAGUCGGUCAUCAAGGGCGUCGGCAAGACGGAGUUCUGCAGCGUGCUGCAGCCCGACGACUUCCGCGACUUUGGCUACUGGAACGACAUCAAAUAUCACCACUUCGUUGGCUACAAGAGCCCGAUGGCGCCGUACCUCGGCAUGCCAUGGCUCAACACCAGCCUGCACAACCUCGAGGCCGCGACCACUGGCAAGCACCCGCACCUGCAGAGCGGCGACGAGCCGGCGCCGAUCCCGCCGAACGCGACGCACACGCAGUUCCUGCUGCCGUACUUCACUCAUCGCGAGGAGCCGCCGGUGGUGAUCACCGCGCUGGGCCUGAUGAACCAGACGGCGCAGUACGACCUGCCGCUGGACCACAACCCGGCCGACCGCGUGUGGAAGACGAGCCACGUGCUGCCCUUCCUGGGCCACGUCGGCAUCGAACGUCUGACGUGCGAUGCCGGCUCCGAGGGCUCGGACUACAUCCGCGUCGUCAUCAAUGGCGCCGUGCAGCACCUCGAGCACUGCCAGAGUGGCCCGGGCAAGAGCUGCCCGAUGGAGCAAUACAAGGCGUUCGUCGCAGAGAGGAUGGAGCAGUACGGAGACAUCGAGGGCGCGUGCGGCGGCAUCAAGACCUGAGCGAGCCUCGGCGCGAGUCGUCCCGGCCACGCAGCACUAGAUGAUAGAGCAAGCAAAUAGACAAAUAUCAGAGUG